Messenger RNA from Gloeophyllum trabeum ATCC 11539, 1599 nucleotides. RefSeq lists its product as uncharacterized. The record is from RefSeq and is a predicted model, not a curated record. NCBI's taxonomy places the organism in Eukaryota, Fungi, Basidiomycota, Agaricomycetes, Gloeophyllales, Gloeophyllaceae. The transcript has 4 exons. The coding region runs from base 1 to 1599 and encodes 532 amino acids.
AUGUCUGUGUCUCUCUCUAUCCAUCCUUUCUCUGACUCUCUGGAAUUAUAUGGCCAUCCUGAUCCUUCUUCGGCAUAUUCUCUUUCAGGCCAUGUAUCCAUAAGCUUGGCUUCCACUUCAUCUCUCUUCGAGCGACGCAGAGCUGUGCGCCUGCUGCUCCAGUCCUUGACCAUCACAUUCGAAGGACAGACAGAGCUCAUAACCACCGAGACCGGCUAUUCGGGUAUGCGACUUUGCUCCAUCACUCGCGAGUUGGCUCCCAGUGACCCCAUCGAGCUGAGUAACGAGGGUCAAGAAGACUCCGAGGCGCCUUGCUUUUGGAAUGUCAUAUUUAACAUCCAAGUCCCAGGGUGGCUUCCGCCAUCCGAGAGGUUUGGUGAUAUUUCAGAAAGCGAAGAAGCCGGCACUUCGUACGCGUUGUACGCCACCGCAAAGUUUGCGAACGUGUUUGAGCCUUCUGCGGACCAAUCAUGGUUACUCUCCACCUUAUGCUCGUCUUUCCGCUCGAAGCCGCGUGUCGUGAGCGCGGAUAGGUGCCCCAUCUUUAUCCGGCGUUUCAUGCCUGCCCCGUCGAUGCCCUCUUCCUCGACAUCUUUAUUCCCCCUGGCCAGUUUCGCCAAUGAGCCUCUCGCCAACCUUCCGGAAGAAUGCCCAGACUCUUCCUCUAUACCCCUCAACGUGCUCUCUAAGAUCCAGGUGGUUGCAUCGGUACCCAAUCAUAUCGACGUCGAUGAGGGAUCUAUCCCACUGACGCUACGGCUGCGGGCGCGCGACCUGCCUGAAGAUGUCGCUGCGAGACUACGGCUUACCAAGUUCACUGCAGACGUCGAACAGACGGAGAAGUUCCGCAUCUCGCCAUCCUCAGAAUAUACUGCGCAGUUCCCUCUACCCCCUCAAUCGGAGCAACCUCCGUACAAGUCAUUGCGGUCCUGUCACCCCAUGGGUGCUCUCUAUGAUCUCGGGUUCGCGACAGACGGACCUCGUCGUUCAGUCAGUCGAUCGUUCUCAGUCCUCUCGCCCGAGCACUCCGGUUCCUUCACCCUUUCAGGCGGAGAGCACGUCUUCUCCGAGAGUGAUCGGGGGGAUGGUUCGUUGAGCAGUUGGUGGUCGAUCCAAACGGAAGUCCCGCUCGGUAUGUCUGACGAGGAUAAGACCAAGAAGCAUUGGGGAGGGCCCAGGAGGCUCAGGCCUACGGCGCAGACGCCUCUGUUCGAUGUUCGACACAAGCUGCACCUCGUCUUGGCUUAUACAUACGACCUCGAUCAAAACCAGGCUAAGCCCAAACGAGCAGAAGCUCGCGUGAAGUUCUGCAUCCCUCUGGACUUCGUUCGCGUGGAGCCUCAAGCUGCUUUAUACACUCCGCCACUUUCUCCUGCGUCCUCUGUCUCAUCUGUGUGUUCCUUGACGACUUCCCUAUCCAUGACCAGCAUACCGUACACCUCGACGCUCCCACCGUAUUCGCAGUUGUACGACUGCAAUGGCGAACGGAAGAUUGAUUACUCCACUCCUCUUCCCCUCUAUACGCCUUCGCCUGUAUCCCCAUUCUUCGGAGAUGGUGACGACAUCCCACCCGCUGGCAGUAUCAAGGAUGCCGACUGA